This is a messenger RNA of Colias croceus (clouded yellow), 2364 nucleotides long. RefSeq names its product facilitated trehalose transporter Tret1-like. NCBI's taxonomy places the organism in Eukaryota, Metazoa, Arthropoda, Insecta, Lepidoptera, Pieridae. Gene Ontology annotation, biological process: transmembrane transport. The coding region runs from base 276 to 1769 and encodes 497 amino acids. Gene Ontology annotation, cellular component: membrane. Gene Ontology annotation, molecular function: transmembrane transporter activity. The transcript has 9 exons. The record is from RefSeq and is a predicted model, not a curated record.
CUCAGAUUUCCUUCCAUUACCUAGCUAUUCGAAAUACUAUACUUUGCAAAUUUGGUCAGUAUAAACAAACUGCUUAGGCCUGCCUUGAUACAUGUUGAUACUAAUAUUAUUACAACCAACAUUGUAAUAAGCAAAUUCUCAUUGACUUGUUACGCGUCGAUUGAUGUUGACGCUUAUUAUUCAAAUAUUAAGUAUUAAAAUAGUAUAAACGUAACGGUUUUUAGUAGAUAAAAUAUCUCGUAUUACAUAUUUUGUGUUUAAUUCUGUACUAAAAAAUGGUGGUAGGAAGGCGAUUACAAUAUUUGGUGGCUAGUGCAGUGUCACUGGCCACCGCCACUUUGGGCAUGUCUUCAGUAUGGUCUACGCCCGUGAUACACAAACUACAAAAUAACGAAACUAAUAUAGAAAUGAGUGACAAUCAAGUAUCAUGGAUGCUGAGCUUGUCUCCCGUGGGGUUUAUGUUUGGAAGUCUUGUAACCAGAUUCCUUUGCGAUCGAUUCGGGAGGCGCAGCACUUUGCUGUUUAGUGCCUUGCCUAUUGCUACGGGAACUAUUAUCGCAGCAACGGUAAACCAAGCGUGGAUGUUGCUAGUUAUGAAAUUAAUGUGGGGUUUUGGAACUGGAAUGAUAUCGAUGGUAGUAACCAUAUAUAUAGCCGAGAUAGCUGACAAAGAGAUUCGAGGUCGUCUGUCAGUUGGUACCCGAUUUAUGUUCAACUUUGGCGGUCUACUCAUGAUGUGCAUUGGGGCAUAUGCGACAUACGAAGUUAUGAAUUACUCGCUUUUAGUAAUGCCUGUGUUAUAUUUUACGGCGUGUUUGUGUAUACCGGAAUCCCCGUAUUACUAUCUGAAGGAGGGCAAAGAGGAUGCCGCUAAGAAAGAGUUGUUGAGACUGCGGGGGAGAGAGGAUGGUCUCGAAGAGGAAUUAGAAAGUAUGAAAUGUCAUGUCCAGAGAGAGAUGCGUAAUUCAAGUUCAACUAUAGAACUCUUUAGAGGGAGACAAUAUAGAAAAGCUAUCAUUAUUGUUUUUGGAUUAAAAUUUGCUCAAAUAAUGACAGGGACGCAAACGGUCCAGCAAUACUUGACAGUUAUUAUGAAAGAGAGUAAAAUAAACAUGGCCGUUCCAACGAUGAUGAUAAUUUACGGAGCUGUUAAAUUUAUUGUUGGUGUGAUGUCAUCAUUCUUGGCAGACCGAGUUGGACGCCGACCGCUUCUUAUUUACUCUUUUUUCGGAUACAGCGUCUCUUCAGCCAUUAUUGGUUUUUACUUUUUGAGUCUCGAAGUACUUUCCAUCGACCAUGAUUCUCUUAGACCAUAUAGUUUCGUAACGUUCUUUUGUAUUUUAGCCUCUAACGUCGUAUCCACUAUUGGUUUUAAUUCCAUCAUGGGAGUAGUCCAAGGUGAAGCCUUCCCCUUAAAUGUUAAGGCCGUCGCAAUUACAGUCCUAAAUAUCUAUGGAGGAGUACUAGGAUUCCUUGUGACGAAACUUUUCAAAAAAAUUAAAGAUCUUUCUGGGCUUUGUGGUGUUUUUUGGGUGUACGCCUCGAUAGCUUUGGUCGGGUCUAUUUUUGCCUAUAUCACUGUUCCUGAAACAAAGGGUAAAAGUUUAAGAGAAAUUCAAGCUAUGCUUCAGGGUGAGGUAUAUUACGCGAAUGGAGAAGAAUUGAAAACUAUGAAUGACAAAAGAGUUGAAAAUGAUGAUAGAAAUAGGGGAGAUGAGGAAGUGAUGGCUUCAGGAGAGCGAAAAUCGUUACAAAGUGCUAAUGCUUGAUUUAGAUACUUUUUACAUUUGUUAAUUAUAUAGCUUUACCGUGUAGCGUUCUAUUUGAGGUGCUCUUCUAAGACUAUUUAGAUAUAUGUAAUACUACCUAUACGUAUUCGAUAAAUGGUUUCUUAAAUUAUGAUUAUAUUUGUUAUUACUGUCUAUAAUAUGGUAAUUAUAUUUUAGGUUGUUUAAACUUUGUAUCUUAGUGAAAUUAAUGUGGUAAACUUAAUUUUAUAUUAAAGGCAACAACUACACUUAUGUAGAUAUAAUAUGUGUAAGGAACUUUUCUUAAUAUUUUUUUUAUAAUUCUUAUAAAGUACAGUAGGAUAAGAAGAAUAAUAAAAUUAUUCUUUUGAAAACCUCAAAUAUUUAGGAUAAGAUUGACAAAAUAAACAUGAUCUCAGGAUUGAUGAUAUUUUUUGUAUUUUGAUGUUUUAUUACAUUUGAAACAUGUCUUGAUUUUUCUUGAAUGAGGCUCAAAUAUUGAUUCUAAAAAAUUGAAGAAGUUUAUAAUAUAAUAAUACUAGCUUACCGCCCGCGGCUUCGCCCGCUUUCUCUAAAACGAUUUGAGAUUUAAACUAUCCUAUCUCUCAAGUUGGAU